Humulus lupulus (European hop) is the source of this 1000-nucleotide messenger RNA. Its product is annotated as protein MOTHER of FT and TFL1-like. Bases 147 to 674 code for a protein of 175 amino acids. The transcript is spliced from 4 exons. NCBI's taxonomy places the organism in Eukaryota, Viridiplantae, Streptophyta, Magnoliopsida, Rosales, Cannabaceae. The record is from RefSeq and is a predicted model, not a curated record.
CAAAGUCUGAAUUAAGCUAUGCUAGCCACCUUUGAGCUUUGAAGUACUACUACUUCAACUCGAAACCAAAGUGUAAUCCAGUACGGACAGGCGCACGGCUACCAGUGCUCUGCUACUCAAGAGUGAUAGCUAAAGAGGAUUAGGAUAUGGCCAGGUCCAUAGAGCCACUGGUGGUGGGAAAAGUGAUUGGAGAUGUGGUGGACAUGUUUAGCCCAGCUACUGAGUUCACUAUCCAUUAUGGCUCAAAACAGAUCAGUAAUGGCUACGAGAUCAAACCCUCUGCCGCCGUCGACAAGCCCAAGGCCCAGAUUCUUGGUCCUCGUAACCAAGCCAAUCUCUACACCUUAGUGAUGGUGGAUCCUGAUGCUCCAAGUCCUAGUGAACCAUCAUUGAGAGAGUGGCUCCAUUGGAUUGUUAUAGAUAUUCCAGAAGGGUUCGAGGCCACCAAAGGACAAGAAUUGGUGGAGUACAUGGGACCCCAACCACCAACUGGCAUUCACCGCUACGUGUUGGCGCUGUUCAGGCAGAGUGGAGGCAGCAUGGCCGGAGCCCCAGCGCCAGAGAUCCGCAGCAACUUUAGUACUCGCCAAUUCGCUGCCCACUACGGCCUUGGGCCUCCAGUUGCCGCACUAUAUUUCCAUUCACAGAAGGAGCCUGCUACUAAAAGACGUUGAUCAUCAUGGUCUUCUUUCACGUCAUGCUUCACUUAUUAUUCUCUCUAUAUAUACACACAUAAAUAUUUAUAGGUUUACAAGUUUGAUCGCCAGAGCAUACUUUGUUACUCGAUUGGAAAGUUGAUUUUCUUAGUGGUCAAAUGUUUUGUUGUUGUUUUGUUAAUUAGUGGAGCGAGCUUACUUAAUUGGGCUCUUGAGUCUUGUUGAGGUGACAAAAUAAUGUUCCAUUUUAAUCAAGACAUUUGUGGACUUUCCUUUUGAAUUUCUUUUGGAUGACGAACGAAGCACUAUAUUUGCCAGCUACAAAUGGCCAAAUGGGUUUAUUA